Molecule: messenger RNA, 4990 nt
Organism: Microcebus murinus (gray mouse lemur)
Lineage: Eukaryota; Metazoa; Chordata; Mammalia; Primates; Cheirogaleidae
Source: RefSeq, a predicted model, not a curated record
CGCUUCCUUCCGCGACAGGAAAAGGGGUCCCAGCGCCUGCGCAAAACCCGGCUGGGCGCUCGUCACGGAGGGGGUGGGGGUGCGCAGGGAGCGGGAGCUGCCGCCGCCGCCGGAGCUAACCGCGGGGACCGAGAUGCAGGUGGGACCGGAACCGGAACCCCCCCUCUUCAAGUGCCUCUUUCCUCUCCGCGUCCCGGCCCCGGCGCCUGAGAACGAGCCCUGGGUGGGAGUGGGCGUGGAGGGCCGGGCAGCGGGGCGCUCGGCCCCGCACAGUGCAGCAGUCAGGACAGGUCCUGAGGAGGCUGUGUCCCCGGGGAAUGGGCGGGUGCAGAGUGUCCAGGGAGUAGGGUCGGGUCGGAGUGGAUUGACCACCGGGCCCGGAGGGUCCAACCAAGCCAGGAGCGGAGCCUGCACUCUCCACCACCCGCCCUUCGGGAAAUAGCAGAACUGAGCCAAGAGGCAGGUGCAUCGGGAAAAUGUGUCUGAGUCCUGCUUGGCAGAAGAGAAACUGAGUCACCAGCUCAGGAGCCUCAGGGUCAGCGGACCUGAAGGGGGCUGGGUUGCCUGUGGUGCAGAGGGCUGGGUGGGCCUGUGUGAGCUGAGGUGGCCUCUGGCUGGAGAUUGGUCUGUGCUGUGUCUACACCUCUUGGCUCGGUUCCCCCGUGCUCCAUGACUCCUGCGUCUCCUGGCUGCUUCUCGUUGGUUUGGAGUUAUCCCUAUGGUUGGGGCCGUCUGAGUGUGUAGGGCUUAGGCCAAGGUGAUAGAGGAGGGGUCGCUGACUUUCAGCCUGGCUGUGGGUUUGAGUAGGAGUCUGAGGUUGCGGAGGGUUCAGGGAGACUUUUCUGAGCUGCCCUGGCCCCAGUUACCUUACAGUACAGCUUGGAGGAGCACUAACAAAAGAGCCAUCGUUUGUAAAUUCCACGCCCAGCUCUGCCACUUUCUAGUUGUAAGGCCUUGGUAAGGGUCUUCCUUUCUUUAAUUUCUCUUUUAGACUAUUAGAGUCGUGAUACUCUUCUCCUCCAUGAAGAUGGUAACAAUGGCAGUCAUUUAUUGUGUGCUUACUUUGUGUCAAGAACUGACAUAUUCCACUUAAUUCUCCCAACAGUUCUAGCAGGUGGGGAUCAUUAACUCUGUUUUACAGAUAACGAAAACUGAAGCUCAGAGAGGACGUGUAAUUUGUCAAGAUCACACAGCUAAUAGGUGGCUGAGCUGAAGUUUCAGCCUAAGUCUGACAUCAGAACCCAUGGCCUUUAAGCAGCAGGCUAACCAGCCUUUAGAGCACACUCCCCAGUGAGAGAAGAGGGAGGUGAAAAAUCCUAGGGCCCCAGCCCCUUGUGAUAUUUUGGCCAGCAGAGACUUGCCCUGACCCAACCCAGUCUCUCCUCUGGUGCUGCAGCAUCUGGGCCCCAGGCUGAAGGGGCACCGAAGAAGUGGGCUGGGCUGUAGCUAUUCCAAGUCUCCUUCACACAGUGAUUGAGUGCUGGACUCCAGGGUGAGCUUUCAAAACAAUUGCUAUUUCAAUCCAUCAUCCAUCCGUCCUCCUUAAUGGAUGACCUCCCUCCAAAAAGCUGGACCAUAAGGUGCAUGAGGCAGGGUCUCUAAGCUCUGUAGUCCCAGCUCUUCUCUGGCCCCAUGAGAGCUGGAGCGGUAAGGCACUCCCUGGGGACAAGGACAAUGCAGUGGGAAAAACAGUAGACCUGGAGUUCUGAAACUUUUCUGAGCUUCAGUUUCCUCAUCUGUUAGGCUAUUAAAACCUCUUACAGGUAAAGGUAAGAUAACCACGUGGAAUCCUCUAGAAUGUCACAUGGGAAGUAUGUAAUGAAUAUUGGAGGAUCCAUCAUAAAGAAAGAGGUGAUCUGGAAAAGUUGUGGGGGGUGUUUUGGUGAGGGGGAGGAAGGUGCUCCACAGUCAUCUGUCAGUUGUGGAUCUGAAGCCAGGGGAAGUGGCCGGGAAGGCAGCAGGGUGUGGGCAGGCUAGACAUUGGAGCACCAGUUGAGUGGGGCUUGUGGGGUGCAAGGACCUGGGAGAGGGAAAGGCGGUUUGGUUCUCUUCCCCAUUGCUCUAUGAGGAGUCCGAACUGGCCUAGGGAGUCUCUGGCUUGGGGUGGGACUCUCCACUAGUCCCACCUCAGCAGUGACCAGGUGUAUGUGCCUCUCUCUCCUGCAGCUGCUGCCGCUCAGCCCGUGUCUUCUGGCCGCUUCCCUCUUUGCUGCCCCUCCCCACAGGCUCCCCCUCUCCACCUCCUGGGGACCAUCAUGAAUGGUGCCCCUUCCCCGGAGGAUGGGGCCUCCCCCUCCCCUCCCCCCCUGCCACCACCUCCUCCCCCUAGUUGGCGGGAGUUCUGUGAGUCCCAUGCCCGGGCUGCUGCCCUGGAUUUUGCCCGCCGUUUCCGCCUCUACCUGGCCUCCCACCCCCAAUAUGCGGGACCUGGGGCUGAGGCUGCCUUCUCCCGCCGUUUCGCUGAGCUCUUCCUGCAGCACUUCGAAGCAGAGGUGGCCCGGGCCUCUGGCUCCCUCUCACCACCCAUCCUGGCUCCCCUGAGUCCUGGUGUGGAGAUCUCGCCACAUGACCUGUCCCUUGAGAGCUGCAGGGUGGGUGGGCCCCUGGCUGUGCUGGGCCCUUCUCGAUCAUCUGAGGACCUGGCUGGCCCCCUCCCUUCCUCAGUCUCUUCCUCUUCUACGACCUCCUCGAAGCCGAAGCUAAAGAAACGCUUCUCCCUCCGAUCAGUGGGUCGCUCCGUCCGAGGUUCAGUCCGUGGCAUCCUGCAGUGGCGGGGGACCGUUGAUCCCCCCUCCCCAGCGGGGCCCCUGGAAACCUCAUCAGGCCCCCCAGUCUUAGGUGGAAACAGCAACUCCAACUCCUCUGGUGGGGCUGGGACCAUUGGUAGGGGACUGGCAAGUGAUGGAACAUCCCCUGGGGAAAGAUGGACUCACCGUUUUGAGAGGCUGAGACUCAGUCGGGGAGGGGGGACCUUGAAGGACGCAGUGGGGACGGUGCAGAGGGAAGAGCUGCUGAGUUUCAUGGGGGCUGAAGAGGCAGCCCCUGAGCCAGCUGGCGUGGGCCGGGGAGGUGGGGCACCUGGACCUACCUCAGGGGGAGGAGGGCAACCUCAGUGGCAGAAGUGUCGCUUACUGCUUCGAAGUGAAGGAGAAGGAGGAGGAGGAAGUCGCCUGGAGUUCUUUGUACCACCCAAGGCAUCUCGGCCCCGACUCAGCAUUCCCUGCUCUACGAUCACAGAUGUCCGGACGACCACAGCCCUGGAGAUGCCUGACCGGGAGAACACAUUUGUGGUUAAGGUGGAAGGCCCCUCAGAGUAUAUCCUAGAGACAGCUGAUGCUCAACAUGUGAAGGCCUGGGUGUCCGACAUCCAAGAGUGCCUGAGCCCAGGACCCUGCCCUGCUACCAGUCCCCGCCCCAUGACUCUCCCUCUUGCCCCUGGGACCUCAUUCAUUACAAGGGAGAACACGGACAGCCUGGAGCUAUCCUGCCUGAAUCACUCAGAAAGUCUGCCCAGCCAGGAUAUGCUGCUGGGACCGAGCGAGAGCAACGACCGCCUGUCGCAGGGGGCAUACGGGGGCCUCUCAGACCGCCCCUCAGCAUCCAUCUCCCCCAGUUCCGCCUCCAUUGCCGCCUCUCAUUUUGAUUCAAUGGAACUGCUUCCCCCAGAGUUGCCUCCCCGCAUCCCCAUUGAAGAAGGACCCCCAGCAGGGACAGUUCAUCCCCUCUCAGCCCCCUACCCUCCCCUGGAUACUCCGGAAACAGCCACAGGGUCAUUCCUGUUCCAGGGGGAGUCAGAGGGAGGUGAUGGGGACCAGCCCCUCUGCGGAUAUCCUUGGUUCCAUGGGAUGCUCUCUCGACUCAAGGCUGCCCAGUUAGUGCUGACAGGAGGCACUGGCUCCCAUGGUGUCUUCCUGGUGCGGCAGAGCGAGACGAGGCGGGGUGAAUAUGUCCUCACUUUCAACUUCCAGGGCAAGGCCAAGCACCUGCGUUUGUCCCUGAAUGAGGAGGGUCAGUGCCGGGUCCAGCACCUGUGGUUCCAGUCCAUUUUUGAUAUGCUCGAGCAUUUCCGGGUGCACCCCAUCCCUCUGGAGUCUGGAGGCUCCAGUGAUGUUGUCCUUGUCAGCUAUGUCCCGUCCUCCCAGCGACAGCAGGGUGAGCAGAGCAGGUCUGCAGGGGAGGAGGUGCCCGCGCACCCAAGAAGUGAGAAUCGAACACCUCCCAUGAUCCACCCCAGCCCCCUGAUCCCCCUUCAUGGACAGAUGCCCCACAUCCUGGGACAGAAGAGGCGUCGGGGGCGCCAGAAGUGGCGGCAGCAACAGCCGCAGCAGCCAAAGAGAGGCAAGAGAAAGAGAAAGCGGGCGGUGGAGGGGUCCAGGAAGAGCUGGUCCCCGUGGCUGAGCUGGUCCCCGUGGUUGAAUUGGAAGAGGCCGUAGCACCUUGCACGGAGGCCCAGGGAGGCGCUGGAUCUGUUGGGAACUCUGGGGUGAGCCUGAUGGUGCAGCUCCAGCAGUUACCACGAGGGGGCGAUGGAGAAGAAGGGGGCCACCCCAGAGCCAUUAAUAACCAGUACUCCUUUGUGUGAGACGCCCUACCCACCCUUUCUCCACUCUUUGUUCCCCAGCCCUUGGUUCCUGAGACUGGGCUGGGUAGGGACAUAGAGAUAGAAACCCCUCCCACAUGCUUCCUGACCUCAUUGGCCAAGGGCAUAUAUGUUGGUACAAGCAGAGGUUCAAGAGCCCUGUUGACCCCCCAGUUCAUACACUACAGGCGCCCCUUCCCCUGGGCAGAGGAUUUGGGCUCCAUUACCUCCUUGAGGGGCUCUUGUGGUCAGCCCCACCCCUGGGGGCCAUUUCCCCAUGAACCACCCCUCAGCCCAAGGAAGGGUGAGGGAGGAAGGGCUGUCCGUGAUAUUAAGAUUGUUGUUGUUGUUGUUUUAAACAAAAUGGAGAAGCAUAAAUAAAUAAAAGGGUUUAUCUCAGUUCCAUCAUGA